UCCAGGCUUGGGAGACUUCCUUGCAUGCUACUUCAGUUUAGUGUCUCCCUCUUUAUACACCCUUCCAGGUAUCUUCUAUGUUUGCAGCCAGGGCUGGCUCUGUGGUCCCUGGCUACCACGACGGCACAGGCGGUUCCUGCAGGAAAUUCCACACAGCAUUGAACUCAGAGCUUAAAGAGACGGAUCAUCUUCAAGACAGUCGGAGAGUCAAGUCAGCACAAGUUCGGUGGAGGCCGUAAAAGUGUCCAUGCAGGAUGAGAAGGGCGAGAGAGGCGGACAGCUGUUUCAUUCGAGGGAACCUGGUUAGCUCACACAGCUGGAUCCCCACAUCACCGUGUCGCCUUCCAAACAUCGCAGGUUGACUGCACCUUUCACUGCCCCGAAUCGCAGACACCCUCAGCAUGGACACGGCAGAAGCCUUUCUCGAUGGCAGCACUGAAAUGAUGUCUGGAGGGAGGGGCAAGGCAGCUCUGAUUUGGCCACAAUGCCCCCCGGCUGGGAGCAGCCAGAAACACGGACAGAACAAUGGGAAACCCGAUCCCAGACAAGCCACUGACUUCAGCGCCAUCUACGGCAAAGAUCUGCUUCCCGACCGUGACGGCGAGGAACUGACCCAAGGUUUCCUCCAAGCCCUGGUGAACAUUCUCCUCGCACACGUCAAGACGACCUUUGACCGGAGCACCAAAGUGCUUGACUUCCAUCACCCUCACCAGCUCAAGGAAGGCCUGGAAGGGUUCAGCCUGGAGCUCCCAGAGCAGCCAGAAAACCUGGAGCAGCUGCUGGUGGACUGUAGAGACACGUUGAAGUAUGGAGUGAAAACUGGUCACCCGUGCUACUUCAAUCAGCUCUCGUCGGGGCUGGAUGUCGUCGGCCUGGCAGGCGAGUGGGUGACGUCAGCGGCCAACACCAACAUGUUCACUUUUGAAAUCUCCCCAGUAUUUAUCCUCAUGGAGGAGGUUCUUCUGAAGAAGAUGCGAGAGAAAGUGGGCUGGGCACAUGAGGAAGGAGACGGCAUCUUCUGUCCUGGUGGUUCCAUGUCCAACCUGUACAGCAUCUUGGUGGCACGCCACAGGUACUUCCCGAAGACGAAGACACAGGGGAUGACAUGUGCUCCGAGACUGGCCCUGUUUACAUCUGAACAUAGCCACUAUUCGAUCAGAAAGGCUGCUGGUGUCCUGGGAAUUGGAACAGAGAAUGUUUUUUUGGUAAAAUGUGACAAGAGAGGGAAGAUGAUCGUUUCUGACCUAGAAUCCAGCAUCGCAAGAGCAAAGGCUGGGGGAUGGGUCCCCUUUUACGUCAAUGCCACGGCCGGCACCACCGUGUACGGGGCCUUUGAUCCUCUCCCGGAAAUCGCCGACGUCUGCGAGAGACAUGGGCUCUGGAUGCACGUCGACGCCGCCUGGGGGGGAGGCCUCCUACUGUCCAGGAGACACGCUGGGAAGCUGCGAGGGAUCGAGAGGGCUACCUCCGUCACAUGGAAUCCCCACAAACUGAUGGGCGUUCCCCUGCAGUGCUCGGCCAUACUGCUGAGGCAGAAGGGGCUUCUGCAGGAGUGCAACCAGCUCUGCGCGGAGUACCUCUUCCAGCCAGACAAGCACUACGACGUCACAUACGACACGGGGGACAAGUCGAUCCAGUGCGGCCGGCACGUCGAUGUCUUCAAGCUCUGGCUGAUGUGGAAAGCCAAGGGGUCCGAAGGCUUCGGAUGUCAGGUCAACUGGUGCUUGGAGAACGCAGAGUACCUGUUCAAUAAGCUGGAAAAAAGGCCCGACUUUGAGCUAGUCUGUAAAACUAAACCGGAACACAGCAAUGUUUGCUUCUGGUACCUUCCGCCAAGUAUAAGAGCGAUGUCCCGAGGACCACAGAGAAACAGCCGCCUGCACGAGAUCGCCCCCAAGAUAAAAGCCGCCAUGAUGGAAGAGGGGAUGCUGCUGAUUGGAUACCAGCCGCUGGGAGAGAAGCCCAAUUUUUUCCGAUGCGUCUUCUCCAACCCGGCCACCAGGAAGGAGGAUGUGGACUUUUUGAUAGACGGGAUCGUGAGACUGGGAUGUGACCUAUGAAUUUAGAAACAUGGAAAAAUCAUGCAUGGGACGUGCAUGGGAUGUGGCUGAUACUCGCCCGUGCUAUUUUUUCCAUUUCCCAUUACUGCUUAGCAUGUUUUUUUUCCUCCAGAAUCAUUAUCAUUAGAUUCAUUCAUUGGCAGAAAGGCCUGUUUCAUUCCAUACUUCACAGGAGUACAAAAGACCUUUUCAAGUCCGCUUUUACAGAAGACACCAUUAUGGAUGAAACUCUCAUGGUCGCAGGAAGAUUAAACACAUUAGGGUGACUCCCAUGAGCGCAGAACAGAAUAAUCCGUCAUUACAGGGUGGCCUCGCUCCGCUGGGGGUGUGCUGUGGGCUCUUACCCCGGUCCUGCGUGUGACUUUAAAUAUCCCUCCCUGCAUUUCCCUGGUUUUUACCACAGCUACUCUAAUGUCCCGCUACCUACACAGAGACACUGGGUGUGGCAUUUAUGGAUCAGAUCAGCACGCUCCAUGCCAGGCCCGCCACAAUGGAUCCAUGACUUUCUGAUAUUAUAUCUGAGACACUUGCCAGCUGCUACAGGCGUAAUGUUUGUUUAGUAGCUUGUGAGUACAAAGAAAGUAAAUACAGAUAUUGGGAGUGUGCAAAAUAGUAGAGGCCAGUAAAUGUAUUCGUACAAGCCUCUUUACACUGGGCCUGUGGGGGGGGGCUAUGCUGCUACAGGACAUAUAUAUUCAUACAUAUUUAUACGUAUAUAUUUGCUGACCAAUGAAAACCGUAGAUGUCCACUUUCUGACGAUGCUCAUUACGUUGGCCUGAACAUUCUCCAGCCUUUCUUCUCUAUAAUCCCUGAGUAUGGUUCUUCAGGCCUGAUCCUCAGCUGAUCAUCUUGAUCAGCAGAUUGACAUGCUUGCCUUGAGCAUGGAAAUGUAAAUAAAAGCAUCCUACUUUAGCUCCAAACUUGGGAAGGUGAUACUUAUUAUUCUAUUAAAGAGAGAAAUACAUCCAUGUGUAAUUAUGGGCAUUUGCCUGAAUCCCUGCCAUUCAAAGACAUGCAUCUGAAUCCCUGCCAUUCAAAGACAUGCAUCUGAAU
This is a messenger RNA of Paramormyrops kingsleyae, 3114 nucleotides long. It is a transcript of the gene gad3, whose product is annotated as glutamate decarboxylase 3. The record is from RefSeq and is a predicted model, not a curated record. NCBI's taxonomy places the organism in Eukaryota, Metazoa, Chordata, Actinopteri, Osteoglossiformes, Mormyridae. Gene Ontology annotation, cellular component: cytoplasm; presynaptic active zone. Gene Ontology annotation, biological process: GABA biosynthetic process. Gene Ontology annotation, molecular function: glutamate decarboxylase activity; pyridoxal phosphate binding.